Dreissena polymorpha is the source of this 794-nucleotide messenger RNA. RefSeq lists its product as uncharacterized. The record is from RefSeq and is a predicted model, not a curated record. Lineage: Eukaryota; Metazoa; Mollusca; Bivalvia; Myida; Dreissenidae. The coding region runs from base 117 to 755 and encodes 212 amino acids. The transcript is spliced from 8 exons.
GGUCUGAUCUGUAGGUUAAAUGCCCUGUCCUUAGCGAACAACUGAUUGUGAUGAACAACUUAUUCGUCAAAUAACUUACAGCCGCAUUGGAAUCGGUCGAAUAAGUCAGCAAAGAAAUGGCGAAAACGAUAGCGUUGUCUGUAGUAGUUUCGUUUAUGCUCUUCAAAACAACCAUAGCCCUCGGAUGCUUUGAGUGCGUGGACUCCCCACAUCCCGCCGACUGUAAUCAAGUGACUGUCUGCACAGAUUACGAAACAUGUGUGGUUAAACAGUACGUGACGACUGGUGGUUUGAUCUUGUACUCAAGUGGAUGUGAGACAAAAUCAACGUGUACCAGCUUUGGAAAAAGGAACAUCGAUGACGUCAUUCAUGAACGUCAAAGUCGUCAGCAGUCUAGUGACGUCAUAACUUGCGCGGAGUGUUGCAACGGCUCUUAUUGCAACAUGGUUGGGUGCGGCAUUACAAAGGUAUCUCAGCCGGCCCGCGGCCCGAUGUGUUACGCGUGCAAAACCUCUGACUCCCCGGAUGCCUGCAGAACAGUGACUGAAUGCGAACAAGGCAUGGCGUGUAAGUUGACCCAGAUACCAGGCUCGUUACCAGGCACACAUGAAUAUGAAUCGGGAUGUAUGAAAGAGUUAGUUUGCCGUCUGCAGAUGGGACAAGCACAUCACAGCCCGGGAUUCUGUUCGGUCUGCUGCACGGAUGACUUCUGCAACAACUCGUGUGCCUCCAACAGUACCAUGAAUGGAAAAUAAUGGCGCGAAUGAAAUUGCAUUAAAAAGAGUUAAACAGUU